CGGGACUGUGCGGCAGGAGAAUCUCACCAUCAGUGGGCAUUUAGCGCAGCCAAGCGACAGGCUGGCGUCAGGGCUAGGCUGUGGGGAGGCGCCGGCUGAGGCGGGGAGAACUUUGGCGCUCCUACCAGAACCACCCUUCCUGGCCAGUUGUGUCGCUCCUCCGAGGAAGCCGCGGAGGUGGCGCCUGGGCGAAAAGCCCGGCAGAGAAAGGAAGAGAGGAAGUAGAGAGAAGGAAGAGGGAAAAUGAAGCAGGCGCUCGGGGAGCCCGCGGUGGGGUGGCCGGCUGGGAAGAGAAAUAGGUUCAGCUGCUGCUUUACUGUACCUCGAGCGUGAACGCCCUCUCCUCUGCCACCCCAGUAAAUAAGGAGGUGUCGCCUGAAGUGAACAGCAAGAGAAAAGAAGCCAGUCAAGUGGGAGCACGGCUUCUCUCUCACUGCCGCCCCCUUGCAAGCCGGGCGGCUUCUCGCGGGGCCAGACGCUGCUCCCCAGGAGCCCUGCAGAUGGGGUGGGCAGGGAUCCGGAGCCCGAGCCGCGGGUGACCCGCGCUGGCCAGCCGGCCUGCCGCGCUUAAGGAGGAUGAUAGGCGGAGGAGCCCAGGGACCGCAUCCGACACAGCCCGGCGUCCGCUAAGCUGCAACUUGGAAUGCCCAGGGACCAGUUCGGCUCCGGCGACCGCUUCACUGUGUCCAGGGAAGCUGCGCUCCGGACUUGGAGGCGGAGACCUCAGGCGGCCGAGACCUCCGGCGGCGGCGGAGGGGAGAGCCGGGCGCAGGAGGGGGCGCGCUUUCUCCCUGCGGGUCUCAGUAAUGAGGAGACUGAGUUUGUGGUGGCUGCUGAGCAGGGUCUGUCUGCUGCUGCCGCCGCCCUGCGCACUAGUGCUGGCCGGGGUGCCCAGCUCCUCCUCGCACCCGCAACCCUGCCAGAUCCUCAAGCGCAUCGGACACGCGGUGAGGGUGGGCGCGGUGCACUUGCAGCCCUGGACCACGGCCCCACGCUCAGCCAACCGCGCUCAGGACGGCGGAGGCAGGGCGGGUGCCCAGAGGGAUGAGCCGGAGUCGGGGACGUGGCGGCCACCGGCGCCCUCGCAGGGCGCACGCCGUUUGGGGAGCGCCCUGCAUGGCCGGGGUCCGCCUGGCUCCCGGAAGCUCGGGGAGGGCGCCGGGGCCGAGACCCUGUGGCCCCGGGAUGCCCUGCUGUUCGCCGUGGACAACCUGAACCGUGUGGAAGGGUUACUACCCUACAACCUGUCUUUGGAAGUAGUGAUGGCCAUAGAGGCGGGCCUGGGCGAUCUGCCACUUAUGCCCUUCUCUUCCCCAAGCUCGCCGUGGAGCAGUGACCCUUUCUCCUUCCUGCAGAGCGUGUGCCACACCGUAGUGGUACAAGGGGUUUCGGCGCUGCUGGCCUUCCCCCAGAGCCAGGGUGAGAUGAUGGAGCUAGACUUGGUCAGCUCUGUCCUGCACAUCCCUGUGCUGAGCAUAGUGCACCACGAGUUUCCGCGGGAGAGUCAGAAUCCCCUGCACCUACAACUGAGUUUAGAAAAUUCAUUAAGUUCUGAUGCUGAUGUCACUGUCUCAAUCCUGGCCAUGAACAACUGGUACAAUUUUAGCUUGUUGCUAUGCCAGGAAGACUGGAAUAUCACCGAUUUCCUCCUCCUUACUGAGAAUAACUCUAAAUUCCACCUCGGGUCGAUCAUCAACAUCACUGCUAACCUGUCUUCCACCAAGGACCUCCUAAGCAUCCUGCAGGUCCAACUGGAGCACGUUAAGAAAGGCACACCCACGAUGGUGACGUUCGGUUGCGACAUGGAGAAUAUCCGGCAGAUUUUUGAAAUUUCCACCCAGUUUGGUCUAUCACCUCCUGAGCUUCACUGGGUUUUAGGAGACUCCCAGAAUCUGGAGGAAUUGAGGACAGAAGGCCUGCCUUUAGGGCUCAUUGCUCAUGGAAAAACAACACAAUCUGUCUUUGAGUACUACGUGCAGGAUGCCAUGGAGUUGGUUGCAAGAGCUGUAGCCACAGCCACCAUGAUCCAACCAGAACUUGCUCUCCUUCCCAGCACGAUGAACUGCAUGGAUGUGAAAACCACAAAUCUGACUUCUGGACAAUAUUUAUCAAGGUUUUUAGCCAACACCACCUUCAGAGGUCUCAGUGGUUCCAUCAAAGUCAAAGGUUCUACCAUCAUCAGCUCAGAAAACAACUUUUUCAUCUGGAACUUGCAGCAUGACCCUAUGGGGAAGCCAAUGUGGACUCGCCUGGGCAGCUGGCAAGGGGGAAGGAUUGUCAUGGACUCUGGAAUAUGGCCAGAGCAGGCCCAGAGGCACAGAACCCACUACCAGCACCAAAAUAAGUUACAUCUGAGGGUGGUGACCUUGAUUGAACACCCAUUCGUCUUUACAAGAGAAGUAGAUGAUGAAGGCUUAUGCCCUGCUGGACAGCUCUGUCUAGACCCUAUGACCAAUGACUCUUCCAUACUGGACAGUCUGUUUAACAGCCUCCACAGCAGCAAUGACACAGUACCAAUCCAAUUCAAGAAGUGCUGUUACGGGUAUUGCAUUGAUCUGCUGGAACAGUUAGCAGAAGACAUGAACUUUGACUUUGACCUCUACAUUGUAGGAGAUGGAAAGUAUGGAGCUUGGAAAAAUGGUCACUGGACUGGGCUGGUUGGCGAUCUCCUGAGUGGAACUGCCAACAUGGCAGUCACUUCUUUCAGCAUCAAUACCGCACGAAGCCAGGUGAUAGAUUUCACCAGCCCUUUCUUCUCAACCAGUUUGGGCAUCUUAGUGAGGACUCGAGACACAGCAGCUCCAAUUGGAGCCUUCAUGUGGCCACUUCACUGGACCAUGUGGCUGGGGAUUUUCGUGGCUCUGCAUAUCACUGCCAUUUUCCUCACUCUGUAUGAAUGGAAGAGCCCUUUCGGUAUGACUCCUAAGGGGCGGAAUAGAAACAAAGUCUUCUCCUUCUCCUCUGCCUUGAACGUCUGCUACGCCCUUCUCUUUGGCAGAACAGCAGCCAUCAAACCCCCAAAAUGCUGGACGGGAAGAUUUCUGAUGAAUCUUUGGGCCAUUUUCUGUAUGUUUUGCCUUUCUACGUACACAGCAAAUUUGGCUGCUGUCAUGGUAGGUGAGAAGAUCUAUGAAGAGCUUUCUGGAAUUCAUGACCCUAAGCUUCAUCAUCCUUCUCAAGGCUUCCGUUUUGGAACUGUCCGGGAGAGCAGUGCUGAAGACUAUGUGCGGCAGAGCUUCCCAGAGAUGCAUGAGUACAUGAGAAGGUACAACGUACCAGCCACCCCUGAUGGAGUGCAGUAUCUGAAGAACGAUCCAGAGAAACUCGAUGCCUUCAUCAUGGACAAAGCCCUUCUGGAUUAUGAAGUAUCAAUCGAUGCCGACUGCAAGCUCCUGACUGUGGGGAAGCCAUUUGCCAUCGAAGGGUAUGGCAUUGGUCUCCCUCCCAACUCUCCACUGACCUCUAACAUAUCCGAGCUCAUCAGCCAGUACAAGUCUCACGGGUUUAUGGACGUGCUGCAUGACAAGUGGUACAAGGUGGUCCCCUGCGGAAAGAGGAGCUUUGCUGUCACUGAGACUUUGCAAAUGGGCAUCAAGCAUUUCUCUGGGCUCUUCGUGCUGCUGUGCAUUGGAUUUGGCCUCUCCAUCUUGACAACCAUUGGUGAACACAUAGUGUACAGACUGCUGUUACCACGAAUCAAAAACAAAUCCAAGCUGCAAUACUGGCUGCACACCAGUCAGAGAUUGCACAGAGCAUUAAACACGUCAUUCGUAGAAGAAAAGCAGCCACGUUUCAAGACAAAACGUGUGGAAAAGAGAUCCAACAUGGGACCCCAGCAGCUCAUGGUAUGGAAUACUUCUAAUCUGAGUCACGACAACCAACGAAAAUACAUCUUGAGUGAAGAGGGAGGACAAAAUCAGCUGGGUACCCAGACCCACCAGGACAUCCCUCUCCCUCCAAGAAGAAGAGAGCUGCUCCCUGCCCCACUGACCACCAAUGGGAAAGCAGACUCCCUCAAUGUAGCUCGGAACUCAGUGAUGCAGGAACUCUCUGAGUUGGAGAAGCAGAUCCAAGUGAUCCGCCAGGAGCUGCAGUUGGCUGUAAGCAGGAAGACAGAGCUGGAGGAGUAUCAAAGGACCAACCGGACUUGUGAAUCCUAGGCAGUGCCAUGGCUCCCCUUUCUCGACCCUUGGUAUUCUGAAGCCCUUGAGGCACUUUGUAAAGCUCUUUUGUAUUGACUGACAAAAGUAUGGGGUCUCAUGAGGUCUGCUGUUAUCACCCAACACGCAGCAACAGCAGCAGCUCUUCCCACACAUGGCCCCAGGUCUCCAGGGUAGAAUCUUAUCCACAGCAGGAACCUAGACUUAGUCAGGGGUAAAGUCUGCAAGCAGACCAGUGAGCAGCCAGAGAACGCUGGCUCCUGUCAACCUUUUUACCCGGUGCCACGAUAAUAUUUCUUGUUUUUAAUCCUUUCUCUGCACUUCUACAAGAGAUAAAAAUUGUUGCUCAUACCUGUCUUACUGGGUUGGUUUUUAGUAUUAUUACAAAAUAGAAUUAUUCAAGUUUGCAGAUUUGUUACAACUCCCCAAUCUAGAUUUGAUCUUAUAAUCUGAAUAAGCAGGGUAGGAGUCAGGAAAACACGGGGAGAUCAGGUAAAAUUAAAAAAAAAAAAAAAAGAAUAGCGCUCAGAAUUGCCACAGGUAAGGACUGCCUGUCUAAGUUAGCACCGCACACAGGAGCAGCUCCGGGUCUCUGAGCCCACCCCACCUAACAUUCAGCACGAACAUGAGGCUGCACCACCAUGAAAGAGGAAGGGAGUGAGAGCCGAGGGCAGGCAGACAGGGAGUUAGCCACGCACAAGGUACAUUCAAAACAAAGCUCUGGGCCAGAAAGGCAAUUUGGCUACAGAAUAUACUGCACUACACUUCUAAUGUAAGCAUCUCCACCAUAGCGUGUGCCUUUUACAAAGGAGAAACAGAGCAAGGCCACGGCCUUAGCAGGAGCCUGUGCUAUCCCACAGUUAAUGCAUUAACAGGGUCUGGGAGCUACCAGGAAGAUGUUUUGCAUACCACCCGUGAGGCUGUUUUCAUAUCAGUGGUGACCUCUUAACCCUAGGAACCCCAGAAGUACCCAGGCGGUUGUGACCACCACACAUCAAAUGCUGGCAUCUGCCCUGUCUCACCAUCCUUACACUUCCUGGUCUCUGACGAACCAUGCUAAGUUCUAGUCUCCUGGCUCCACAUAACAAAUGAGCAGCCGCUCUGCUCAGGCCCAACCUUCUAGUCACACUAUUACCAUGAGAUCUCUAGACUCCCUAUGUUCCCAAAGGCCCUCAUCCAGGUGCCGACUGCCAGGAGUUACAUUAGGAGGGCCUGGCGGCGGGCUCAGAGCCCUAACACUAGCCUGCACCCCAGAACACACCACAGUCCUAAGGUUACUCCCAGAGAAGCACCACUCUGGAAGUCUGGCUGCCUCCAGGUGCGGGAGCAGGAAGGGGAGCCUGCUGUCUUUGACUUCAGCACUCAACUACUGACUGGUUUCCUCAACCCCACCUUAACACCAGAGCUCCUGCCAUUUAGAAGUAGACUUCCCUGUGGAGCAACGCUGAUUCAUAUUCUCCAGACUCCCUUGUUCAGUUAUUUUCAUGUCUACAAUGAAUGCACAACACUGCGCCACCCACCAAGUGCUCAUGUCAUUAAAUGGGGGCCUCUGUCGUAAAACUGCCCCCACUUCAGGACACAAUGUCUGCAUUCCAAGAGCUGCAGAGACCCCCUGGAUAAAGACGGUGCCCGAAGUUGUAAUCAGAGCACCUGAACAAUGAGUUAAAUAGCUGGGUAAACCUAGGAGUACAAGUAAGCUCAGAUGCUCAAGAGGAGUCAGGGGGCUGUAAAAAGACUUCAGCCUCACAGAUUAAGCAUUACAAUGAGGAGGAGCCCUGAAGCGAGAGGGCAAAGCGCUUUGCAACACCCUCAUAGCCUCCUGCACUCUCACCCCAGAAACCUCAGCUGCCUUUGUAAGGUUCCACACUCCAGCCAUUCCCACCUAACUCUAACAGACACCCUGGAGACACUAUUCCCAGCAUCCCUGGAUCCCUGCCCAGCCUGCAAGGCUGAUGUAUCAUGUACCUCAAGUCACAUGUCAGCCAUGUUCCUGCGGUACGUGGACAUCUGUGCAACAACUCCUACUCUGAAUGCACCCCGAGAGAGGCUGGCUAUUUAAGGGAACACAGAGGUGAAUUCUUUUGUAAAGAAUCCUUUUGUAAUGCAACCAAUUCUCCCUUCCAGUAUCUGUUUUGUAAGUUUGGAUUUUUGUAUACCUGCUUUAUCUUAAGCUUCUCUACUGAGGCAUUCUGAGUAGUGGUGAUCACUUUGCAGAGCAUCCUGCCUACCCAGAGGGCAGAGAACCAGUGCAUGCUCUUAAGAGGAACUACUUGGCCAACACUGUGGCCAAGAUGCAACAAGGAGCAACAAGAGUAAAAUAGGCUUAUGCUGUCAGCAGCACUGCUUAAAAUGCUUUCAAUGUCCUGGGUGAAAAAAAAAAAAAAACCCUAAUUGCUUGUGAAGCAGUUUUCAUGAUAAAUAGCAAAAUUUUUAAUGGUAGUAACUGAAAAGUGUUUUGCAAUUGUGAAACAGUGCUGUGUUUUGUACAAAGAUUUCACAAAAGGGAGAGUCCUUCCAAACCUUUGUUCUGCUCCCCCUCAGUCCCCUCACCUACACCUCAGGCUCACAGAAGCUCCCAGGGGCACGGCUGCUGGACUGAACGAAGGGUUGCUGCCUUGCCAUCUGAACUCCCAUUUCACGGGACCAGGAAACUCUCUGUUCCCAUCCAGGCUUUGACACUGGAAAACGUGAAAUAUGGCCACCUGUCCCACACACAUUUCAAGGGGAUGUGGCCCAUUCUCCAUGGGAGCCUGGCAUAGGAGACACACAGAGCAUGAUUGGGUAAGCUGGUUUCUUCAACUAAGGGUUCCACAGUGUAUUUGCCACAAGAGGAGAAAGAGUAUUCCUCUAACGAUAAAAGCAAGUUAGAACAUCUGGGACAGCCAAAGAGGAAGCCACACAGACCUAAAAAGUGGGAUCUGUAGUAUGCCAGGAUUUCCUAUUACACGUAAGACUUGCACAGACCAUGUUCAGGAAUGGCUGCUUCCUUUCCAGCUGAGAAAUGGUAUACGGAGUCAUGCAGACCAGAACAGCAUCAUCGAGGUAACUCCACAGUGUUGAUCUGCCAGAGCCUUGGAGCAUGGUUGAGCACCCCUUUGGGUGGAUCAAGAAAGGAAAAGAAACUACUUUGGAGUCUCUUUUCCUCUCAGCUCAUCUUUGGAAAUCCACCGUCUUCAGCAGAAUUGCUUUUCUAGUCAUUAACCCACUCCAGCACCUGCAUCGUUCUGUUGUGCCUUCCCCCGCCCACUCUCCCAUCCCUGCCAAACACGUCCUAUCUAGGAAUUCCCUCACUCUCUUUCGUUUAGCUGCCAAUCAUUUUAUGAAAAUGCAGUGCUUCUAAGUAUUUCCUAAGGUCUGUGAAGAGUGUUCGCUCUGCGUCUUCAUUUCAGUGUGCGUGCGACGGCUCCGCUCCAAGAGCUGAAAUGCUGUCUUGUGAGCAUGACGUGAACAGGCUGUUUUCCUCCAGCCACUUUUCUUGUACAACUACGCGGAUGGACGAGAUGUUCUCGGGUCUUUUCCAUCUUCGGUUUCUAUGACUGUGGAAUAAAUGUUCAGAAGAAACUUCA
This is a messenger RNA of Mesocricetus auratus (golden hamster), 7726 nucleotides long. RefSeq names its product glutamate ionotropic receptor NMDA type subunit 3A (gene Grin3a). NCBI's taxonomy places the organism in Eukaryota, Metazoa, Chordata, Mammalia, Rodentia, Cricetidae. The transcript is spliced from 9 exons. Gene Ontology annotation, cellular component: postsynaptic membrane; plasma membrane. Gene Ontology annotation, molecular function: transmitter-gated monoatomic ion channel activity involved in regulation of postsynaptic membrane potential; NMDA glutamate receptor activity. Gene Ontology annotation, biological process: modulation of chemical synaptic transmission; synaptic transmission, glutamatergic; monoatomic ion transport. The coding region runs from base 807 to 4160 and encodes 1117 amino acids. The record is from RefSeq and is a predicted model, not a curated record.